AGAUGAACUAAUCACCCAUCUCUACAUAAAGUGUGUCCUCCAUAGUCCAACUUUUGUUUAAACUCAAAACUCAAAGCAACACGCAUACGAUUCUUCUGAGUUUUCUGCAGAUGAUUGUUUUGUGAUGGUGGUAAUCGUCAAUGGCGGAUCCGUACAGAACGAACCCUCACGCUUCUUCAUCUCUCGAAUCCGAAGAUAUGUCUUCCUUUUUUCUUAAUUUUCUUCAAGGAACGUCCGCUUCCUCUUCUGCGACUGCUGCGGCUGGUUUUUAUAACCGAUCGGUACCGGCGCCGGUGGCUGAGUCAUCUUCUAGCCUCAAUUUCUCCGAUCCCGGCCGAUUUUAUGCUGCCGAGUUCAAGGAAGGCGUUGAGAAUGUGUUUGCUUCUGCUGGCCUCGGGGAUUGUGACGGUAUGAAUUCAGCUAAUAGGAGAGAGUUUUUGGAAGAUGAUAAGGUUGAUAACUUCGGUUUUAGUAGCGAGGAAUGUGAUGGACUUGACAUGCCAUCUGAUCCGACUCAUCCACGUUCUUCAAAGAGGAGUAGAUCUGCUGAAGUUCAUAAUUUGUCCGAGAAGAGGAGGAGGAGUAGGAUCAAUGAGAAACUGAAAGCAUUGCAGAACCUAAUCCCGAAUUCUAACAAAACUGACAAGGCAUCUAUGCUUGAUGAAGCCAUUGAAUAUCUGAAGCAACUUCAACUGCAAGUUCAGAUGCUUACCUUGAGGAAUGGAUUGAGUUUAUACCCAGGAUAUGUUCCCGGGUCGUUGCAGUCGGUGCAACUUCCAUCUGGUAAUGAAUUUGAUGGGAGAAGUUUUAUGCUGAGUGCAAAUGGAGGAGCUACACUUCCUGUGAAUCGAGAAAUGCCACAAACUGCAUUUGAAAUUUCCAAUCAGAAUCCGUCAGGCAAACCAACAAUAACCUCACAUAACACAGAAAACGCUGUAGCUUUAGAAACUACAGUUCAGAAUCAUUAUGGACUUCUUAACCAUUUAGCAUCUUCUAAGGACAUGUGUCGAGACAAUACACUAUCAAGAUUGCAUUUAGAUAUGAGUUGCUCUGGAAACAAUUCAUCAUCAGGAGUGUCGUCUCCCAAUUCUUCUUCCAGGAGCUGGAGGAGAAGAAGAAGAAAAGGGAAUUAUACUAUGUCGGGGUUUCUGACUGAUGAACUUUCAAAAAGAACUUCAAUUUUCGGUUUACGUUUAUGGGUUGUUUUGGGUAUUUGUGUAGGAGCUGCAAUUGUGCUUGUUCUGUUUCUUAUAUCAAUAUGGUUCACUUGCAAACGUAGCACUAGUAAAAAAACCCUUUCAGUUUCAGCUAAGAAAAACCCCAAUAUCCCUAAAGUAUCCAAGGAAAUUCAGGAAAUCCGAAUCGACCCAAUUCGGACUCUGCCGGAAAACCCGAAACUACUACCUGCUCCGGCUCCGGCACCGAUACCGGAACCUGAUUCUUUCGAGGAGAAAACCCAGAAUUCCGAUGAUUAUCAGAGAACACUCAUUGAGAUCGAAAAGGGUCAGAAGAUUGCCAUUCCGGGUCGGGUUGGGCAAGGUGGCGGGUCUAGUCAUGGUAGUGAGGAAGCUCGUUCUAAUGAGCAGGCUAUCAUUGCUGUGCCGGAGGUUUCGUAUUUGGGGUGGGGUCAUUGGUAUACACUGAGAGAGCUUGAAAUUUCAACAAAUUAUUUUGCUGAGGAAAAUGUGAUUGGUGAAGGUGGCUAUGGAAUUGUUUACCGUGGAGUUAUGGAAGAUAACAGUAAAGUCGCUGUUAAGAAUUUGCUCAAUAACAGGGGACAAGCAGAGAAGGAGUUUAAGGUUGAAGUUGAAGCAAUUGGUCGGGUUCGGCACAAGAAUUUGGUGAGGUUACUCGGUUACUGUGCCGAGGGUGCUCACAGGAUGCUUGUGUAUGAGUAUGUGGACAAUGGGAAUUUAGAACAGUGGCUCCAUGGAGAUGUAGGGCCUUGCAGCCCUCUUACGUGGGAAAUUAGAAUGGAUAUCAUUCUCGGAACAGCUAAAGGGUUAACCUAUCUUCAUGAGGGCCUUGAACCCAAGGUUGUUCACCGUGACAUCAAAUCAAGCAAUAUUUUGCUUGAUACACAGUGGAAUCCAAAAGUGUCAGACUUUGGCUUGGCAAAGCUUUUGGGUGCUGAGAAGAGCUACAUUACUACUCGGGUUAUGGGAACAUUCGGUUACGUUGCUCCGGAAUAUGCUAGCACUGGCAUGUUGAAUGAGAGAAGUGAUGUGUAUAGUUUUGGAAUUCUUAUUAUGGAAAUCAUUUCUGGAAGGAAUCCGGUGGAUUACAGCCGUCCUGCUGGAGAGGUAACUCUGGUUGAUUGGCUUAAAAUAAUGGUUUCAAACCGGAAUGCCGAGGGUGUUGUGGAUCCCAAGAUACCUGAGAAGCCCUCUUCAAGAGCCCUGAAACGUGUUCUUUUGGUAGCAUUACGCUGUGUUGAUCCCAAUGCUCAGAAGAGACCAAAAAUGGGACAAGUAAUACACAUGCUUGAAGCUGAUGACUUUCCCUUUCGUGAUGAGCGACGGGCUUCAAGGGAGCAUGGUGGUCGUUUAUAUCGUGAUGGUGCUAAAGAGAGGUUAAUGGACAAGCGUGUAAUUGAAUCAGGUGAUAGCAGUGGAUAUGAAAGUAGUGUGCAAACCAACUGGUCUUUGGUCAAGAAACAAGAAACCGAUGAUGAGCAUUAGCAGCACCGACAUAGUUACAAGGUCAAUUCCAACCCUGUUGUUUCGUCUGUCAUUCAUUUGGAGCUAGCACAUGUAAAUAUCAUUCACUUAACUUCUGCAUUUUUCAGUUAAUUCAGUAGUCUUGAUAGGUUUUGUAGCAUAAAUAUCAUUCACUUAAUUGCCUUCAGUUUUGCUUUGAACAUAACUGUUAUUUUACCAGUGAAAGGACAUGAUUGUAUUGUAUUGCUUUUACCACAA
Messenger RNA from Solanum pennellii, 2918 nucleotides. RefSeq names its product probable serine/threonine-protein kinase At1g01540. Gene Ontology annotation, biological process: protein phosphorylation. The record is from RefSeq and is a predicted model, not a curated record. NCBI's taxonomy places the organism in Eukaryota, Viridiplantae, Streptophyta, Magnoliopsida, Solanales, Solanaceae. Bases 141 to 2681 code for a protein of 846 amino acids. The transcript is spliced from 13 exons. Gene Ontology annotation, molecular function: protein kinase activity; protein dimerization activity; ATP binding.